AAAAAUCGCGACGACCAACGGAACGGAGGCGGCGAAGGUUGAUGAUCCGCUCGGAGCUGGUCAGGGGACUGUUGUAAAGUGAGGGUAAGCGUAAGCUCCCGGGCCAAAUUAAGACAACAUGUAGAUGAAUGACAAGAUAUCGCGGAUUGAAGCGGUGGUUCCAAAUGGAUAAACCUGUUGUGCGAGAGAUAGAGAGAGAAGGCGCACGGCGACCAACGAUGACAUUAGUCGGACUGAUUUUAGGAUGCGGAAUGUUUCUUCAAGCACUCCGUAUCAGAAACUUUUUUUUAUAAUUUCUUGGCUUCUCUCGACCGACAGCGAACACAGGCGGAACCAUUUGGAACACACCGACUGCAAUCAAAUCAGGGGGAAAGGUAGCGUCUGUUUUCAAGUAGAAUAGCAAGGGGUCUUUUUUUUGUUUUUCUUUUUAUUUAAUUAUUUUUUUUAAAGAAAAAAAAAAGGAAAUCUUCUGGGACGUUGACAUGCGCAGCCCAAAAUGCCAAUGCGUUGUUCGGUAGGGGAGUGGACUUACAAAAAAGGAGUGAUUGUCCUCCCAACAAAAAGUCCGGACGGCUCUACCACGAGUGAACGAGGCAGAAU
Molecule: messenger RNA, 600 nt
Organism: Aspergillus caelatus
Lineage: Eukaryota; Fungi; Ascomycota; Eurotiomycetes; Eurotiales; Aspergillaceae
Exons: 1
Coding region: 129-293 (54 amino acids)
Source: RefSeq, a predicted model, not a curated record